Molecule: messenger RNA, 1142 nt
Organism: Mollisia scopiformis
Lineage: Eukaryota; Fungi; Ascomycota; Leotiomycetes; Helotiales; Mollisiaceae
Exons: 4
Coding region: 207-1100 (297 amino acids)
Source: RefSeq, a predicted model, not a curated record
UGCUAUCGCGGAAAUUUCUCGCAGCGAAUCACGUGAGGACACAGCUUCCCUUACUGCGCUUGUAUCUGCGGCCUUGGCUGUCGGAUUAGCACUUCGGGAUGACGCCGAGCAGCAGUCUUUUAAACCGGUGAAAACGCGAGCUUUUACCAAGGCUGAGGCUUUUUCGAUUGCACUGAGCGCUUUUUGCAUGGCACACAAACGACCCGAUGCUAUCCCGAUUCCUCGCAGACGCAGUUUACAUCUUUCAUUUAUUGAAACUUGCUAAUACGUCCUUGUCAAAAGGAGAAGACGGCGAUGAUCAGCAGCGAGAAUUUCAAAACGCAUUUUGGGUCAUCUACAUCAUGGAGAAGCCGCUCGCUAUAGCCCAGGGACGUGCUUCGAUCAUCGAUGAUAGGUUCUUCAAUCUACAACUUCCACAGAUCUUCGAUGAAGAUAAAGGCGCUUCUUGCUUCAUAAUCCAAUGUAGAUAUGCAAGAAUUUGUUCUAUCAUAUUGGUACAGCUUUACAGCCGAGAUGGGCAGGCACUCCCUCUCGAGGCAUUGAGCAGGAAGAUCUCGCUAUUAGAUCAGCUCACAGAGACAUGGAGAGACGAUCUGCGAAGCAUCUUCUGGCCUAACAGCGGCAUGAUUGAUAAAAGAGCUAAGAAAUCAAACUAUUUGUUUGACAUCGAAGCCAGAUGGUGGCUGCGUGGCUUGUAUCAGUACAACGAAGUGAAGUUGUGCCUUCAGGCGAGGAGACUCAUGUUCUUGCAAUCGGAGAACGAUUUGGAAGCUCGUGGGCGAGUCAUCUUAGCCUGCAUUCCAAUUGCAAAAGCUAUUGUGGACUGUAUGUCGGAUUCUAUCGGACGGAGCUUGAUAGUAUCUCAACAGUUUACAUGGCUUGUGAUGCUUGCUACGGGCGUCUUCUUUGUGGGCUCAAUGGAAAAGACUUGUCCAGACAUAUGGCCAUUAUCUAAGGUAGCUGGACUUUUGGUCCAACUGGCAACUGUACUCAGUAAGGAUGGUUGUGGAAGUGUCAACUUACCAGUGGCUGAGGUAUGGUAUCUAUUUAAUGUCGCUCAGCAGACAAGAGAAAAUAUGAGCAAUACAAUAGAUAAUUAGCAAGAAACAUUAUUACAAAUGCAUCCUGCAGCUUUCAUCACC